GGUGAACGCGAAUCAAAACCCAAAACCCUGAAACGGUUCGCAUAACAUUGCAAAUUCUCAAAACCCUAAACCCCCAAAUUCAUCUCAAUCUCUCAAAUCUUACUCUUCAAUGUCAACAUUAACGCUCAAAAUCGCAACAAAUGUGUUCCACAGACACCAAAACAACCUCUCAUUCUUCUCCAAUAGCACCACUACAAUGAGAAAUUUCCCCAUUUCUCAGAAGAGCAGGUCACGUUUGAUACCAACAGUUUCAAUGUCAGCAGCCACAAAUGUUCAAACUUUUCUUGAAAAGUCUGCACCUUCAGCUCAAAACACUGCACUUCCAAUAAUGGUUAAUGCAUGUACUGGAAAAAUGGGAAAGGCUGUCAUUAAUGCAGCAGAAGCUGCUGGACUGAAUGUUGUUCCUGUGUCGUUUGGGUGUGAAGAAGAGUCCGGGCAGACUUUUGAGGUCUGUGGAAGGGAAUUCCUCGUGCAUGGUCCAUCUGACAGAGAGAGUUUUCUUGAAUCCGUCCUUGAUAAAUAUCCAAAUUUGAUUAUUGUGGACUACACAGUACCAGAUGCAGUUAAUGGCAAUGGUGAGUUAUACAGUAAGGUCGGGGUUCCCUUUGUGAUGGGGACAACCGGUGGAGAUAGGGACUUGUUGUAUAAGACUGUUCAAGACUCGAAGAAUUAUGCUGUGAUUUCCCCGCAAAUGGGAAAGCAGGUUGUUGCUUUUCUUGCAGCUAUGGAAAUUAUGGCAGAGCAAUUUCCUGGAGCCUUCUCUGGGUAUUCCUUACAGGUAUUAGAGUCUCAUCAAGCAAGCAAAGUUGAUGCAUCUGGAACUGCCAAGGCUGUGAUAUCUUGCUUCAAUAAACUUGGGGCUUCUUUCGAUAUGGACCAGAUACAAUUGAUCAGAGACCCCAGACAACAAGUCGAAAUGGUGGGAGUCCCAGAGGAGCAUUUGGCGGGUCACGCAUUUCAUAUGUAUCAUUUGACAUCACCAGAUGAAACAGUUUCGUUUGAAUUUCAACAUAAUGUGUGUGGUAGAUCAAUAUACGCUGAGGGUACUGUUGACGCUGUACUAUUUCUUGCUAAGAAGAUUGAAGCAAAGGAUCCCAAGAGAAUAUACAAUAUGAUUGAUGUCUUGCGAGAGGGAAGUAUGAGAUAAACAUUUCUAUAUGGAAUUUGAUGCAAGAUGUCACCUGUUGAAGUUGCUUAACGAAAUUUGGCUUUCUAAUAAAGCAAUUUUCACCUUCUGUCCAUUUUUCGUGUCUAUUUAUUUGAGGAAAGUUUAGUGACAGGACCAUACUAUGUGCCAUUGUGAGUCAUCCAAAACUGAGUGUUUUUGUAUCAAUUUUAGUUUCCCAUUACUUUUAUGUAUCAGGCAACCUCAAAAACAAUUUUGAUUCAUCUAUCUUUUUCAAUUAUUCACCAAAAAGAGAAUUAAAUCACCCUAGUCAACUUAACUAAUCUAUUGAUGUGUUUGGAUAA
This is a messenger RNA of Medicago truncatula (barrel medic), 1470 nucleotides long. Its product is annotated as 4-hydroxy-tetrahydrodipicolinate reductase 2, chloroplastic. The transcript has 8 exons. Lineage: Eukaryota; Viridiplantae; Streptophyta; Magnoliopsida; Fabales; Fabaceae. The record is from RefSeq and is a predicted model, not a curated record. Bases 110 to 1147 code for a protein of 345 amino acids. Gene Ontology annotation, molecular function: 4-hydroxy-tetrahydrodipicolinate reductase activity; NADPH binding. Gene Ontology annotation, cellular component: chloroplast stroma.